Molecule: messenger RNA, 3697 nt
Organism: Seriola dumerili (greater amberjack)
Lineage: Eukaryota; Metazoa; Chordata; Actinopteri; Carangiformes; Carangidae
Gene: inavab
Product: innate immunity activator protein-like
Exons: 10
Coding region: 266-2092 (608 amino acids)
Biological process (GO): positive regulation of protein ubiquitination; adherens junction maintenance
Source: RefSeq, a predicted model, not a curated record
UUUAAUGUUUGCUCUUCCUCCAGUCCACUCGUUUAGGCCAUAGAGACGUAACUCAGCUGUUAAGUGUUGUCUUCUUCAGCUCCUUUGUCAGUGUAACAAGAAAUAAACUUCCAGCUGAAAUCUGGGAGAGCCAAUGGAGCUCAGACUGUAUGGAUGCAGAUGAGGCACGAUGCUAGCUGGCUAACUAGCUACUAAGGACAUGGUGAUGAUCAACAUUAUCCUUUGUCUCCACUGAAGAACUGCUACAGGAAGUCGAUCUACUGAUAUGGAAGGCAACGGAGAGAUGAGUGACACCGACAGUGGCAUCAUCCUUCAUUCAGGCUGUGACAGCCCAACAACGCAUACGAAGGAUGUGACCACACACACACGAGCCAUGAAGCUCAAACACCAGGAUCUCCAAAACAGACUGGAGAUCUGCUUACUGGAGCUGAAGAAACUCUGCAUCCGUGAAGCUGAGUUGACAGGACAGCUGUCAGAUGAUUACCCUCUCCUGCCUGGAGAGAAGCCUCCACAGAUUCGCAGACGUAUUGGAGCUGCUUUCAAACUGGAUGCACAAAGUAUCCCCCGGGUAGCAGAGGAGUCAGAGCUGAGUUUAGUGGAUGCUGAGUUGGCUCUUCAGAUGAAAAUAUUUGAGGCAGCACGCAAGCUCUUCGAGGAGGAUCACCUGAGCAAGGCUGUUAAAAAGAGCCGUUUUAAGCAGUGCAAGAGAGAGGAGAAGAAACUCAAACAGCUACAAGAGACGGCCUUUCAGCUGCGACUAGAGCACGGCCAAUCAUCACCACUCCCUGCUUUUAAUAUUACACAACAAGAUCUGGGUACAUCUGAUGACAGCUCCCUGUCUGAUUCUGUAGUGCAAGAUGAAGAAGUUACAAGCCAGUCAUCACAGCCGUCCUCAGGACUCCCCUAUUCAGUAGAGACGGAUGCUCCCCAGCCUCCCCCUGUGUCCUCACAGUCCUCCUUAGAUGGCUCCUUCAUGUCUCCGUCUGUGGCUCCACUGACCCCGAGUCAGUCUCCACACCCAAGCCUCGACUCAAACCCAGAAUUCGACGCUCCUCCCAUCCAACACUCCCCGUGGACAGAGUCGAGUCUGGACCAACCUUACCAGAAGAGCAAGAAGUCACGCUCUUCCAUCAAGACGAGCAGUCCAGCCAAAACUGAACUGUUGCCACCGUUGGAGGCUUGCUUAGCACAAUCAUCUCUGCCACUGCAACUUUCCCAUCUGAGGCUGAGCCGCACCCAGUCGAACAGCACACCCUCCACACCAGAGAUGCGUGUGCACAGACAACUCUCCCUCAGGUUGUCCAACCCUGAAUCUUCAUUUGAAAAGGACCGCGGCCGCACCAGAGGUCCACGGAGGCGACUGACAGAGUACACAGUGACUUUACCAGAGACCACUCCCCCUACAGUGAACUAUGGAAGCCAUGCUAGCUCUGAGGAUAGCAACUCCGAACACUCGUUUACAUCUUACAAUAGCUCCCCGUGUCAGGAGUUGCACUGUGAUUUGCCCAGACAGUAUCAGCCUGCAUUCCCGCACUCUAGCCCAGUUGGCAGCUAUGGACCUCAAGCCUUCCCACGUACUGGCUUUUACCAUAAUUCCAGGCACCAGCCCAGCCCCACUACCCACAAAGCGUAUUACAAUGAAAUGUAUUGCCCACCUGAUAUGGACAUGACACGGAGCUAUUACGCCCAGCAGGCUCCCUGUCCUUCCAACAGAUAUGACUAUUGGUAUAAUGACCCUGCUGUGCCCCACCAGAGAGCACAGAGGCCUUUACCUCCUGAUAUCAGACUCUCCCCUGCCCCAACUCUAUGGGACCACCCACAUUACUGCUCCAGCGGUGUCCCACGACAAAUGGUGAAUGAACAGCUCAAGUCCUGGCAUCGGCGCAGUCAGCUGAAAUCCCCCAGGUCCCGUUCUCUUGACCGACAGGGAGCAGUCAGAGUGAAAAACAUGUCAGCUCGGGAGUCGCCCUGCUUCCAAAAUCAAAAGUACCAUGAGCAGGUUAUCCAAAGAAGGGCUCUCCAAAGAGCUGCAGAUGACACACAAGGGCACUGGGUUGUAGAUGAUGGCUCUCACUACAUAAGUCAAGUGUAAACAGGUGAAACUCGGACACUAAACUGAACAUUUUCACUCAAAGGCUGCAACUGGAUCAAUUCCCAGUAAACCAAAGCAAAGUAGUCAGGAAGUCAAGUUGGAUUAACGGUUUACGCCUCAAACUUUUUUCAGGAAAGCUCACAUCAUCAUGUUUAUCUGCCAGCCUGUGUUUGGGCAUACAGCGGGAGGAUGAAAUUCAAUCCAGUACAACAACACAAACUGCAGUCUUCAAAGUUUCUAUAAAGUUGAACCAACAUGUCUCUGUCACACUGAGUAUAGCUGAUUUCAGAGCAGCUGUAUUGGAUUUGGAGUAGAACUGUAAAGUUUGUCUCUUGUUUUCAUCCACUCUCUGUACAUUGCUCUGUAAUGACAGUUUCAAAUUAAGCAUUGAAUUUACUGCUUGGUAAAUGUUAUGAAUUGAAAAGGUGAUAAAUGCUCUUUAUUAGUGAGUGCUGUUUUAACCUGCGACUGUUCUGUGGAAAUGAGGUGUCCAAGUCUGACACCAUGAAAUCAUCUGCCAGCUCGAUACUGGUUAUUCAGUGAAUCAAAAUCAGAGAUAAUCAUCCCACAGUUUUUUGUGUUAUUAAAUACAGGGUUUUGUUCAUAUGUAAAGCAGUCACAAAUGGUUGAGGAUAGCUGGAGGUCUUACACAAGAAUAACCACUAAAGUUUCCCAUUGUAGUUAGAUUAUGAGAAAUGUGAAUGUUUUAAGAAUAACUCAAGGUCAUUGCUGAAGUUAAUCUCAGAUGAAUUAUGAUUUUGUUCAGACAAAUGUAAAAUAGUCAUGUAGACUGCUUUAUAUAUACUUAACUUGGUCUUAUCACAUCUUGCUGCAUUAGAUGUGGCUAUCUGUAGCCAAAAACGCAUAAUGUUGAAUAUGAGAAAAUCAAGAAUGAGAAGUUCACUUUUUGCAGUUUGUUAGUUUGGGAAUAAAAAAUGCUUUUCAACUAGUCUUAUGAAGGACAUAAAUCAAUUGUAAAAUAAUGUAAAUGAGCAACAUAUCCCUUUUUUAAAAUACAUUUUGUUUGUAAUGUUACUUUGAUAGAGUCACCAUGUUAAUGAACUUGAGCUGCUUAAAUUUAAGUCCAAGGUUUAUCCUCUUUGUCGUGUACUUUUCGAGUCAAUUUUGUCCUUUUUUAUACUUACAUGUGUCUGUGGCUGUGCCAGUUAACUUGAAUUUGUAACUGAUUUAAUCAACCAGUUGAAUCUAGAUACUAAUUUACUCACAUGAGAUAUAAAGUAGCUAAUUAAGAUGAGAUCAGAGUCUUGAUGCUUGGCAGCUAUUAAUGUGUCAAAUAUAAAUUUAAAUGACCUGAACUUUAACUGUAUCUUCUUCAGUGUCUCACAAAGUGUUUGAGACAGCAGAUCACUACACACUAACCACAUGUGAUACACAAGCAGAACCUACGUCUCUCAACCAAAUAAGAUUUUAUUGUCAAGAAUUAGAUUUAAUUACCACAUAUUCAGGCUACACCUACACAGUGACUGGUCUCUCUCAGUGAUCUAUUUAUGUGUUAAUUUAUUGUGAUUUGCACCAUUGGACCCACAGAAAGUCAGACUUGAAAUGAAAGAAGACAUGGACCUGAGUUUGCAAAAUCGAGCAGCA